AUGGAUUCAGCACUUCUCGAAAGACUUCUGCAAAGAGAUAGGAUAGAAUCUAGAUUUCAAGAGCUUUUUAUAGAGCCCAAACCUGGUCCUAAUACACAAUCUGAUCGUGAACUGACGAGUAAUGACACUUUGACAAUUACAUUAGCAAGGCUACGAAAGGAGUUGAAGGGGAAAGAAUUACAGAUUGCUAGCUUACGAGAAGUGAUUAAUGUGAAGAAUAAAGAUUCUGAGAAGUUAAACGAUGAGAUUAUCAGUUUAAACAUUGAAAAUAACUUGUUACAAAAAAGGUUUGGAGAGUUGGAAGAAGAACAUAACAAAUUGGUGAAAAGGUGGCUAGAUAAAGUACAGCAGGAUGUUGAAAAACUGAAUGCAAAUUUACAGUGA
Messenger RNA from Zygosaccharomyces rouxii, 384 nucleotides. RefSeq names its product Atg16p (gene ATG16). The coding region runs from base 1 to 384 and encodes 127 amino acids. Lineage: Eukaryota; Fungi; Ascomycota; Saccharomycetes; Saccharomycetales; Saccharomycetaceae. The transcript has a single exon. The record is from RefSeq and is a predicted model, not a curated record.